UGUUUUAUAUAUGUCCUGUAGUUGAUCCCUAUGUUCCCAAGGAAAAGGAGUUUUUAUUGCAAAAAAAUAGGAUUAUAGACCAUUGAUUUUGUGAAAUACAUGGAUAUGUAAAUGGAAACAAUGUCGGCUUUCAAGGACUGCACAGUAAGCAAAUAUUUCCAGGUUUUAUACACUCAGAGGUAUAGAAGAAAUAUACUGGCCUCCAGAAAAAGGGAAAACCUUAGAAAUCGAAAUACAUGUCACAUGCAUUGUCUCGAGUAGUAGAUUUACUUUUAAGGAAAAUCUCCCUCCUCCUUGGUCUCUAGAGAUUUGGGUGCUAAGAAAAAUCUGUUCUCCAAUUCAGGGUUGUAAGAAACCCUCCGCAGCAAAAGCAUUGUUGACUUCUAAUGAAGCAGAGAGACAUAUCUAGCUUUGAAAUAGAGGUUGCCAAAUGGUAUUCCCAGUGACACAUGGGAGACUGGAGGAAAGGGUCCCCACAGAAAUUCAUCAGUGUGGGGAGAGCUGGUUAAUAGGUAGGCCAUAGAAUUUUCCAGUGACAUCACCAGUAAGCUGUUCACUGGACACUCUAUUGUAUCUAAGAGAUCCCUAGAAUCUUCUGUGAUGUCACCAGUGUUGUGGUGACACCAACUGCCUUUGGGAUAUUACUUCAGUUCCCUUUGGGUUCACAAGCAGGCAUGUUUCGCCAGCUGCUCAGGCUAUUUCGGAAGGAAAGUGUUGAUCAAGGAGAGACCGCACCAGGUCAGAGGGAAGCUGACCCCCUCUCUAGUGAAACAGGAAGGAGGAAAUCAUUCUGGGGAAGGCUUGGUUUUGGUAGGAAGGCAUCAUCCCAAAAUGUCAUCAGUAAGCAAGAGGAGUGUCUAAAGGAACUGGAGGAACUCAAAUUUGAAAUCCAGAAGUGUCAAUUCGAGAGGGAUGAACUUUAUCAAAUCCUGGAUCUUUAUAUCUAUGAUGAGUGGGACCACAGGCUGCAUGUCGAAUUGCCAGUCCUUCAAUCUGAACACGAGAUGAGAAUGAUGGCUAUGCAAAUGAUGACCAACUCAAUAAGUGAUGCCAUGGAGAGGUACAAGGAGCUCAUACAAGUGAACAGUUCCUACCGCAUCAGGCACUCCCAGCUCCUGCGUGAACAAGCUCAAUUGAAGAACAAUACACAGAUUUUGCUGAAUGAGAAGAGAGAACUGCUGGUGGAGCAGACUGAACUGCCAGCAUCCUCUGUGGAGACAAAGAGGCUCUGUGAAGAGGCCGGAAUGAACAUCUGUGACCCCAGAGCCAAGCAUCAGCAGUGAUCUCUCCGGAAAGAUCUGAGGACAUUUUCUCUUCUGUCCUCUCACAAACUGCUUUGCACUAGCCAUAGACUUACAGGGGUGCUGUUCUGUUUCUACAUCACAAUCACCUUUAAUGUCCAUGUGUACACUGGGAAGAUUUGCAUGGAGCACAUUCUCAGUGAUUACAAGAUCUGUGCGGUGAGCAUGAAUUUGAAGGGAGAUGGCUUCUCUGUGUAUUUGCAGAUUCAGUGGUUACAAAUGGAAACUAGACGGGUUCCUUCAGUGCUGACAUAAUCAGAAAUUUCACCUCAAUUCUGGGCAUGUUCUCCAGAAGGAAUCCACAUGGUAUUCUAGGUUGCUCAUACCUCUCUUGAACUCAGAUUCAGACAUAGCUACAAUGUUAUUAUUCAAUGUCAUAUACCUGGACCAGUGGGAAAAAUGCUCAUUUUUCUCUUAAUCCCAGUACAGUGCAUAGUCCACAGUUCAAAUUCUAGCCGUUUGAAAGGUGAGAUAUAAAUCCAAGCACAUUUACUCUAGGACACUUGGGGAUGCAGGGACUGACCUCAGCUGACAGGUCAUGCUGGAUUGUCCAACUGAAUAGAGCUGAUGUAAGAGGGAGAGCUGAAUUGACAACCACUCACUAAAUCUUUAUUCCCUUGCUCUGCUAGGUCUGAAAUUCUCCAGCAGAAACUCGAACAUGACACAGUCCAGGACAAGAUCUCCCUUGGAGAGAAGAACUACAGGAGGAGAACUAAGUGUGCACAGCAAAUACACCACUAUAACAUCUCAUCUGUAAUGUCCAUAGCAAUUGUGGACUGCAUUUUCCUCCUUUAGUUUGAUUUCUUUGGAUUGAAUACGCUGUAUUUUCAACUUGCCUCUCUCCAGCAAGUGUGCACUUUUUGAGGGACUCAGAGAAGUGCUGAUGCACAUAAAUCAAGAGCUGCUGGUCAUCCAGAAAGACUGUGCACCUGUAAAUUUGUACUUGUCCUGAUGGGUCACCCAGAAGAGUUUCAUGGAGAUCAGUUCACAAUAUUGGAAAGACUUUGUGACAAAGUCUGUAAUAUCAUUUAUACUCAGUAUUGGAUGGCUUUUUCCUUAAUACCCCCACUCCAACAAAACAGACCUACUUCCACUCCUCUUGAAAAGAUUAUUACCAUCACUAACUGCUUGUCUACUAUGUCUCCAAGGCAAGCCACAGGCUAUAAGUCUAUUCUGCAAAAGGAGCAGCAAAAAAUGCUUAGUGCAAUUCCUCUAUUUAAAGUUUGGUUAAUUUUUAAUUGUUUUGGUUAUUUGGUUUUCCUUCUAUUCAUUUGAAGAUUUGUUAUUUAUCUGUUGUUGUUUUCUUCAUUUGCUUUUCUAUUUUGAUAAGGAUAUAGACUGUAUAUAUUGACUACCUGCAUCUGGUUACUAUCAAGUAAAUUGGAUGUAUUCUGGUCAAUAAAGGAGUAAUCUCAAA
This is a messenger RNA of Rattus norvegicus (Norway rat), 2718 nucleotides long. NCBI's taxonomy places the organism in Eukaryota, Metazoa, Chordata, Mammalia, Rodentia, Muridae. The record is from RefSeq and is a predicted model, not a curated record.